This is a messenger RNA of Penicillium malachiteum, 2274 nucleotides long. RefSeq lists its product as uncharacterized. Gene Ontology annotation, molecular function: iron ion binding; oxidoreductase activity, acting on paired donors, with incorporation or reduction of molecular oxygen; heme binding. The record is from RefSeq and is a predicted model, not a curated record. The transcript has 2 exons. The coding region runs from base 1 to 2274 and encodes 757 amino acids. Lineage: Eukaryota; Fungi; Ascomycota; Eurotiomycetes; Eurotiales; Aspergillaceae.
AUGAAGGAAGGGAUGCGAUGCGCUUCCACAGUUCAGAUGAGUUUAGAGAGAAUUGUCCCACUCAGUGGAAUGGAGAUAUGUGGCCGUUAUAUCCCACCUGGAAGCACCGUGGGGUGUCUUCAGCAAGUGAUUCAUCUCAACCAGAAUGUAUACGGCUAUGAUGCUGCCAUCUUCCGUCCUGAGAGAUGGACAGAAGCAAGUGACGAUGUGCAAAAAUCAAUGGAACGAUGUGGAAUGUGGUUUGGACACGGCAAACACAUGUGUCUUGGCCAGCACUUUGCUCGAGCCGGGAUGAUGAAGCUAUUGGCGAUGAUGCUGAUGAGAUUUGAUAUAUUUGCGGUGGAUCCAAAUGCUCGUUUGAUUCCUAAAGUCAGUACUCUAGGAGGGCCAGCUGGUCGGUACUACAUAAGAGUGAAACCGAAGCAGGACGUCAAUCAGUCUAAAUUAAGACCUGUGCAACCAGACAGUCUUUCCAACGACAAAGAGCAUGAAGAAGCCGAUGCAAUUAACAUGGCGCUACCUGUGAAUUCUGGGGAAGUUCCUACAAUAGGAAACAUGGAGAAAGAUAGAAGAAAAGUCGCAGACAUAACUACCCAACUACAAGAAAAUUUCCCUGCAGUCUCCAAUGCUGGGUGUUCAUAUGUACGGCCCAAUGACAAUUACCACGGCUUUACUGAUGAUCUCCUCACUUGCGAUGGUAUUUGCCAUGAGCCUCGUUCAAUUUGUAUUGAUGAGCUCAGGUAUGUUGUUGCCAACUGCACCGCUUCUGCGGGCGGUGGCACACACUCCAUGAAUCUUUGGCUUCGUAUGGCCCGGGAAGCGCUUGGUGAGCUGGACAAAGAAAAUGAAGAGGUUCUAGUAUCUGAUGUUACAUCUGUUACUUCUCCUGAUGGAUUAUUUGCAUGGUCAACACCCGAAAAUGCCGCGAUUGCGAUGAGUGGUGGGGAUCAUGCAUCCCUCUAUCUACCAAUAGCCGUCUGUUGGCCCCUAUCAACAUUUGCAUCCUCUGGGAGUUUCCAUCCUACUUGGGUUGAAGACAGUAUCGGCUUCAUCACUGCACAGUCUGCUGGGUGCUUGUUUAACAGUCAUCUUGUGGUCACCCGGUCAACGACACCAACCAGCCGCAUUCACCACGUCAGCGUCUUAACAGGGUUGGAGAUUGCCCGGGUUGGCAACCUGGCUACAGGAGCCCUGAGUGGACUCUUCUUCUUGGCUAAUCAUAAGCCAGAGAAUAUGGUCGGCAAUACUCGUGCAGUGAGCACUUUCUUUAUGGGGCUGGCGUACGCAGACGAACUCGCUAGUCCAGAUCAGGGUGGGGAGUGGUCUCAUCUUUCAAACCUUGCGGGGCCGCUACUUGCGGCUGAGAGACUGAUAAGCGGGCCUCUACCCGAACUAUUUGAUCGCGCACUAUUCGGGUAUCACUGCUGCACUGUACGUGCUCGGGCACCCUUGGACCUGACCCCUGUGCCCAUACAAACGUUGUUCCUCGCGAGAUUUUAUGACUCGACUCUACCAGCAUACCUUGAUUGUAUUAAGUGUUUAGAACCGGGUUCUGUUCUUCCAGCCCGUGCUACUACCUGGGGAACACUACUAUCAAACGAUGUGUUCGACUACGUGAGUGAUGGGCUUUCAGGUAGAGUGGCCAACCUUUGCUGGGCUAUGGGUACUUGGGACAGCCCCAUUGAGUGUGCUCGCAUGUUCCGUGGGUGCUUAAUUGCUGUUGCGCGGACUGCUCACCAUGCACCUGGGUCGCUUUUCGCUCUCUUAUAUAUGGAGUUUACAUACCUAUAUACUGCGCGGUACUUCUACUCCUCGAUUCCAUGUGACACAAACCUCUCACUAGACGACACCUACAUCCCAUAUUCCGUUGUCGAUAUCCCUACACCUGGUGCAACACCUAUCAGCGGGUUCCGUGCCACGCUACGAGCGGCAUUCUCCGCAUCGUCGUAUGAUCCUCAUAAUGCAUUAUUUGACCCUCUCACUCCCUUUGACGUAGGCUCUGCCGUGAAUACUGCGAAUGGAUCUUUGCCCCCUUGGCAAGGCCUGGCGGCUACACCGUGUGCUUGGGAUAUUGCGUAUGGGGAAUUUGAUGUUGUGGCUAUGAGGGCUACGCAUGACAUACUUGGUUGCCUUGACCGUGGGGUUUAUGCCGAUUCGCCUGGGCUGUACCGUGCCCACCUGGGGUGGCUCAUUCGUCAGUAUGACUCAUUAGUAGCGGCAGGGCGCGACAAUUUGGGGGUAGGGCGGUACUACGUCGCCAACCGAGUGAGCUGA